ACUACCGAGGAGGGAAUCGCCCCCAGCCAAUUGCAGCAGUGCCCGGCCCUGCACCCCCCGCGAAGGGCACCUCGCUUAUCACGUGACCCGGAGCGCAGGGAGUUAAUCCCGGCCCCUCCUCCCCGAGCAGGUUAACCCUUUCUCUGCCAUUUAGCUGUAGCAGCCGGAGACUGGAGCGGUUGCCAUGAGAACCGCGGUCGCCCGGAUGUGAAGGAUGCCGGCCGGAGCCGCUGCCAGGGAUCGCCCGGUGCCUGAGUGAUAUGGGGGGCGGGUAGGGGGCCGGACGGGGAAGCGUGCGCUGCUUGCUGCGGGAUCUCGGCUUUCACUGACAGGGGGUGAGGAUGGAGGAGCCGGGGGAGCUCGCCGAAGGGGCGAACUAUGCAAGUGGUAAGCGACCUCCACUUGCUGUCGACGGGCCAAACCUCCAGUCCAAGAGUGCAGCACCAUCCAAGCAGACCGUCCUAUCUUGGCAAGCUGCGAUCGAUGCUGCCAGACAGGCCAAAGCUUCCCAGAAUAUGAGUGCCAGUGAGCCCCUGCCGGUUGGAUCCUUGUCCCAAAAAAAACGGCAACAGUAUGCUAAGAGCAAGAAACAAGGGGGGAGCUCCACAAACAACAGACCAGCCCGUGCCCUUUUCUGUUUAUCUCUGAAUAACCCAAUCCGGAGAGCCUGUAUCAGUAUCGUAGAAUGGAAACCAUUUGACAUAUUUAUACUAGUGGCGAUUUUUGCCAAUUGUGUGGCCUUAGCUGUUUACAUUCCAUUCCCAGAAGAUGAUUCUAAUUCCACAAACCACAACCUGGAAAAAGUAGAGUAUGCCUUUCUCAUCAUUUUUACAAUUGAAACCUUUUUGAAGAUUAUAGCAUAUGGUCUAGUAAUGCAUCCCAAUGCAUAUGUAAGGAACGGAUGGAACUUGCUGGAUUUUGUCAUAGUAAUUGUAGGGUUGUUUAGUGUAGCUUUGGAACAACUCAAUUUUGGAACCAAAGAAGCUGAAGGAGGAAACCACUCGACUGGGAAAUCUGGUGGUUUUGAUGUGAAAGCUCUAAGAGCCUUUCGUGUGCUCCGCCCCCUGCGAUUAGUGUCUGGAGUACCCAGUUUACAAGUUGUCCUGAACUCCAUCAUUAAAGCCAUGGUUCCCCUGCUGCACAUCGCUCUCCUGGUCUUGUUUGUUAUUAUUAUUUAUGCUAUUAUUGGACUAGAGCUUUUUGUGGGGAAAAUGCACAAAUCUUGUUUUUUCUUUGGCUCUGAAAUUCUAGCUGAAGAUGAACCUGCACCGUGCGCCUUCUCAGGAAAUGGGCGCAUCUGUCCUAUCAACGGCUCAGAAUGUAAGAGCGGAUGGGCUGGGCCUAAUGGCGGCAUAACCAACUUUGAUAACUUUGCCUUUGCCAUGUUAACUGUGUUCCAGUGUAUUACAAUGGAGGGCUGGACAGAUGUGUUAUAUUGGAUGAAUGAUGCUAUGGGAUUUGAAUUACCUUGGGUGUAUUUUGUCAGUCUCGUCAUCUUUGGGUCAUUUUUCGUGCUAAAUCUUGUUCUUGGUGUGUUAAGCGGUGAGUUUUCCAAGGAAAGAGAGAAGGCAAAAGCCAGAGGUGACUUUCAGAAGCUGCGGGAAAAGCAGCAGCUGGAGGAGGAUUUAAAGGGUUACCUGGACUGGAUCACCCAAGCUGAAGAUAUCGACCCCGAGAACGAGGAGGAUGGCGAUGAAGAGGGCAAGCGUAAUCCAAGUAUGCCGACCAGCGAGACCGAGUCCGUAAAUACAGAGAAUGCCGGAGCAGAGGGAGACGGUGGUGGAUGUUGCGGUAGUAUGUGUCAGUCCAUUUCCAAGUCUAAAUUUAGUCGACGCUGGCGUCGAUGGAACCGUUUUAACCGAAGAAGGUGCAGGGCUGCCGUGAAAUCUGUUUCCUUUUACUGGCUGGUUAUCAUCUUAGUUUUUCUCAAUACUUUAACCAUCUCAUCUGAGCACUACGACCAGCCUAACUGGUUGACGCAAAUACAAGAUAUCGCAAACAAGGUCCUCCUGGCCUGUUUCACCUGUGAGAUGUUGGUGAAGAUGUACAGUCUUGGGCUUCAAGCUUACUUUGUUUCACUCUUCAAUCGCUUCGACUGUUUUGUGGUGUGUGGAGGUAUCACAGAAACCAUUCUGGUGGAGCUGGAGAUCAUGUCACCUCUGGGAAUAUCUGUCUUUCGAUGUGUUAGACUUUUAAGGAUUUUUAAAGUGACAAGGCACUGGGCUUCCCUUAGCAACCUGGUAGCAUCAUUGCUGAACUCCAUGAAGUCUAUUGCUUCUUUAUUGCUCCUGCUUUUCCUCUUUAUCAUCAUCUUCUCCCUGCUUGGGAUGCAACUUUUUGGCGGCAAGUUCAACUUUGAUGAAACACAAACAAAAAGAAGCACCUUUGAUAACUUCCCCCAGUCUCUCCUAACAGUGUUCCAGAUACUAACUGGAGAGGACUGGAACGCUGUCAUGUACGAUGGGAUCAUGGCUUAUGGAGGACCGUCUUCUUCAGGAAUGAUCGUAUGCGUGUACUUCAUCAUACUGUUUAUCUGUGGUAACUAUAUUCUACUAAACGUCUUCUUGGCCAUUGCUGUGGAUAAUCUGGCAGAUGCGGAGAGUUUGAACACUGCUCAGAAAGAAGCUGCUGAGGAAAAGGAGAAGAAAAAGAGCGCCAGGAAAGAAAGUCUGGAGAACAAGGACGGAGAUAAAGGACAAAAUAAUCGGAAGAAAGAGAUUGAGUCAAAGGUGGCAGUUGAUGAAGAAAAUGAAGACGAAAAGGAACGUACAGAGCUAGAUGAGGAGGAUGAAGAAGAACCAGAAGUACCAGCUGGCCCUCGCCCACGGCGGAUGUCCGAGCUAAACAAGGAGAAGAUCACCCCAAUUCCAGAAGGGAGCGCCUUUUUUAUUUUCAGCAACACCAACCCGAUUCGGGUGGGCUGUCACAAACUCAUAAAUCAUCAUAUCUUCACCAACCUCAUCCUGGUGUUUAUCAUGCUGAGCAGCGCCUCAUUAGCGGCUGAAGAUCCCAUUCGCAGUCACUCCUUCCGCAAUAUAAUUCUUGGUUACUUUGACUAUGCUUUCACAGGAAUCUUUACAGUUGAAAUCUUCCUCAAGAUGAUGACAUUCGGAGCAUUCUUACACAAAGGCUCUUUCUGCAGAAAUUACUUUAAUUUACUGGAUUUAUUAGUCGUGGGCGUUUCAUUGGUUUCCUUUGGUAUUCAGUCAAGUGCUAUAUCUGUGGUGAAGAUCCUGAGAGUGUUGCGGGUGUUGAGACCCCUGAGAGCCAUUAACAGAGCGAAAGGGCUGAAGCAUGUCGUUCAGUGCGUGUUUGUCGCCAUUCGUACCAUCGGUAACAUCAUGAUCGUUACGACGUUGCUGCAGUUCAUGUUUGCUUGUAUUGGUGUUCAGCUGUUUAAGGGUAAAUUUUAUCGCUGUUCAGAUGAAGCAAAGCAGAAUCCGGAGGAUUGCAAGGGAAAAUAUAUUAUUUACAAGGAUGGAGACGUCAACAGCCCUGCCAUUCGUGAGCGACACUGGCAUAAUAGCGACUUCAACUUUGACAACGUGCUCUCCGCCAUGAUGGCGCUCUUUACGGUUUCCACCUUCGAGGGUUGGCCAUCACUCCUGUACAAGGCCAUCGAUUCCAACGGAGAAAAUGUUGGUCCCAUCUACAACAACAGAGUGGAGAUCUCCAUCUUUUUCAUCAUCUACAUCAUCAUUAUUGCUUUCUUCAUGAUGAACAUUUUUGUGGGUUUCGUCAUUGUUACAUUUCAAGAGCAGGGAGAGAAAGAAUACAAGAACUGCGAGCUGGACAAGAACCAGCGUCAAUGUGUGGAAUAUGCACUGAAAGCACGUCCCCUGAGAAGGUACAUCCCCAAAAACCCCUAUCAGUAUAAAUUCUGGUAUGUCGUCAACUCCACGGGGUUUGAGUACAUCAUGUUUGUUCUCAUCAUGCUGAAUACACUGUGCUUGGCUAUGCAGCAUUACGGACAAUCUAAAAUCUUUAAUGAUGUCAUGGACGUGAUGAAUAUGGUCUUCACUGCCGUCUUUACUGUAGAAAUGGUUUUGAAACUUAUAGCUUUCAAACCCAAGGGCUAUUUUAGUGAUGCCUGGAACACCUUUGAUUCCCUCAUCGUUAUUGGCAGCAUAGUAGACGUGGUCCUCAGUGAAGCUGAUCACUAUUUCACUGACGCUUGGAACACAUUUGAUGCCUUAAUUGUUGUCGGUAGCGUCGUAGAUAUUGCUAUAACUGAAGUUAAUCCACCAGAAAUUGACCCAACUGGGCCACCCACGCCAGUGCCAACUGAACAAGGCCCCACUGGGGACCCAGCGAGUUCAGAAGACAGCGCCCGCAUCUCAAUCACGUUCUUCCGACUGUUCAGAGUCAUGCGACUCGUGAAACUUCUAAGCAGAGGCGAAGGGAUCCGAACUCUGCUGUGGACGUUUAUAAAGUCCUUUCAGGCUUUGCCCUACGUGGCCCUGCUUAUUGCUAUGCUGUUCUUUAUCUACGCCGUGAUCGGAAUGCAGGUUUUUGGUAAAAUUGCCAUGAGGGAUAACACCCAAAUUAAUAGGAACAACAACUUUCAGACAUUUCCACAGGCUGUACUCCUAUUAUUCAGGUGUGCUACUGGCGAGGCCUGGCAGGACAUCAUGUUAGCCUGCCUACCGGGGAAACGGUGCGACCCAGAAUCCGAUUACAACCCUGGGGAGGAGUACACAUGUGGCAGCAAUUUUGCCAUUGUAUAUUUUAUCACUUUUUACAUGCUGUGUGCAUUUCUGAUUAUCAACCUGUUUGUGGCUGUCAUAAUGGACAACUUUGACUACCUGACCCGUGAUUGGUCCAUACUGGGUCCUCAUCAUCUGGAUGAAUUUAAAAGAAUAUGGUCUGAAUAUGAUCCAGAGGCCAAGGGAAGAAUUAAACAUCUGGACGUAGUCACUCUGCUCCGCCGGAUUCAGCCUCCCCUGGGCUUUGGGAAGUUAUGUCCACACAGAGUCGCAUGCAAGAGACUGGUUGCCAUGAAUAUGCCACUAAACAGUGAUGGGACAGUGAUGUUUAAUGCCACAUUGUUUGCUUUGGUUAGAACUGCCCUGAAAAUCAAAACGGAAGGUAAUCUAGAACAAGCCAAUGAGGAGCUCAGAGCCGUCAUCAAGAAAAUAUGGAAAAAAACGAGUAUGAAGCUGCUGGACCAAGUUGUGCCUCCUGCAGGCGAUGAUGAGGUAACCGUGGGGAAGUUCUAUGCCACCUUCCUGAUACAGGACUACUUUAGGAAAUUCAAGAAGCGCAAGGAACAAGGACUGGUGGGGAAAUACCCUGCGAAGAACUCCACUGUGGCCCUACAGGCGGGGCUGAGAACACUUCAUGACAUUGGCCCUGAAAUCCGACGUGCAAUAUCAUGUGACCUGCAAGACGAUGAACCAGAGCAGAAUAAUCAUGAAGAAGAAGAAGAAGAUGAUAUCUACAGGAGAAACGGUGGACUGUUUGGAAACCACAUAAACCAUGUGGCCAAUGACAGACAUGAUUUCUACCAGCAAACUAACACAACGCGGCGUCCUCUGCACGUCCAGCGACCGUCCAUACGCUCUGCCAGCGACACAGAUAAGUCUGUGUACUCCCACACUGGGAACUCUAUACAUCACAAUCAUCAUAACGAAUACUCUGGGAAACACGUCCAAAACUCCACAAACGCCAACCUAAACAAUGCCAACGUGUUCAAGCCUGUAAAUGGGAAACACAGCAGUCUCACAGCCCAUGACCACACAUCUGAGAAUGGCUACUACACAUACUCCAGAAAUAACUAUGAGAAACCUCGCAAAUCCAGUAUUAAAAGGACCCGCUAUUAUGAGAGUUAUAUUAGAUCGGAAUCUGGAGAAAGGAACCUGCCUGUCAUCUUCCGAGAAGAUCCCGAUUUCUUGGACUACAAUGAAGAGCCUUACUUGGGAGAACCUGAGUACUACAGUGGGGAUGAGUAUUAUGAAGAGGAUAGCAUGCUCUCUGGUAACAGGCAUAUGUAUGAGGACCCCACAUUAUACCCGGCCAACGACUUGGACUACGAGAGACCAAAAGGCUACCACCACCCGCACACCUUUUUUGAAGAAGACGAUCCCCAGAUAUGUUUUGAAUCAAGGAAAUCACCAAGACGGAGGCUCCUUCCUCCAACACCCCCGUCAAACCGAAGAUCUUCAUUUAAUUUUGAAUGCCUGCGUAGGCAAAGCAGUCAGGAUGACAUCCCUCCAUCACCAACAUUUCACCACCGUGCGGCGUUACCGCUACACUUAAUGCAGCAGCAGAUUAUGGCGGUGGCCGGUCUGGAUUCCAGCAAAGCUCAGAAAAAUUCUCCGUGUCGCUCCACGCGAUCCUGGGCCACUCCCCCAGCAACUCCCAACAGGGACCGCUCUUCAUUCUACACCCCUCUCAUCCGCGUAGACCGUGCUGAGUCCAGGGAGCAGAUGAAUGGCAGUUUACCGUCCUUGCAGAGAAGCUCAUGGUACACAGACGAUACUGAUAGUUCAUAUAGGACAUUUACACAAUCCAACCUGACUGUACCCAGUGACUUCAGGAACAAACACAGCGACAAGCAGAGGAGUGCAGACAGCCUUGUGGAAGCUGUACUAAUCUCUGAGGGUUUGGGGAGAUACGCUCGGGAUCCCAAGUUUGUGUCGGCCACAAAACACGAGAUCGCAGAUGCCUGUGACAUGACUAUAGAUGAGAUGGAAAGCGCAGCCAGCAACCUCCUCAACGGCAGCAUUCGUAACGGAACAGCAGGGGGCGAUAUGUUCCCUAUCCUAAGCAGGAAAGACUAUGAUCUCCAGGAUUUUGGCCCGGGGUACAGUGAUGAGGAGCCAGAGACCAAUAAAUAUGAAGAAGAUCUAGCUGAUGAAAUGAUUUGUAUAACAACUUUAUAGUAUUUAAUGAAGAUUUACAGAAACACUUAGGGUUCUAUAAAACAAAAAAGUGCCUCAAUUAAUGAUGCGUGGCACUACAAGGGAGCAAAGACUGUCUGAGCUUUGUGUGGUCACACGUGGAACAAGCCAUGGAUACCCAUGGGUGCAACUUCCAGGACAUCUGCUGCUGUCAGGCUGCAGCUCCCAGUAUCCUGGCUUUGGAUGAGAGCAUAUGUACAUAUUUCUCAGCUGGGGCACCACAGUUGUGCGUGGUGAAGGAUGAUGGUCAAACCAUAUUGUGUUAUAUAUGAACAGUAUGCCGCAUGUUGCACCUGAAUCAGUGAUGCAGAUAUGUGAUGUCUGGUGAUGACAAUCAAAACGCCCUGGUCAUUACCCUCAGCCAUACACGCCAUAUCAGAUACUUGCUUGUUUACCAAAUCCGGUCAGUUUUAUCAUGUCUUUAACCUCAGUCAACUGGAGGGCCACAGUGGCCAAUCACUGUUGGCUUCUGCAAUUGCACCCUCUCUUCUAGGGCGUUGGCUUAUAGCCUGCGCAGAACGGGAUCAGUACCCCAGGUCCAGGAUGAUCAUUCCUGAAUAUUGUAGCGUUAGAUUACAUAGUAGAAAUAUCAUUUUAAUAGUCAAUUUUUUUUGACUAUCACGUAAAGGGCAAAAGACACUGGAAUAGCUGCAAUUAAUGCACUGACAACCAGAUAAAAGUUGAUAGUUGUUUUAAAGACAAUUUAGAUUUUCUGUAAAUGACCUGUAAUAUAUUCUAAUUUGUAUUUGUAAAGAGAUGUUCUAUAUUUUGUAAUCAUUUCCGGUACAUUGAACUACAGCAAUAUCUAAUGGUUUCUGAUUUAAUGUAGUUCUCCACACAGAAAUAUAAAUGCAAUUAUUUUUUUUUCCUGGAUUUCCAUAGAGAUGUAGAACAAUAUAUUCGUAGUCACGCACACAAAAAAAAUGAAAUUGUUUUGAAAUUAAAAUUUGUCAGAUUUUUACAGCAAAUAUUUUAUGUCAAAUUUAAUAUAUCUUUAAGAAAAAUUUUAAAAACGAUGCCGCUAUUAGAACAUUUAUUAAAUGUAUUUUUUCUUUUUUUUUAUGUGACAGUGAGCUGUGAAUCUCUUUCUAAUCUGCAAUGAAACAUUUACCAAAAAUUCACAAAAUAUUUUGUAGUGAUUUUCCUUAGCAUUUAAAGUAUUCUCUUGUAAAGUAGGGUCCCAAAACAAGGUUUGGGUUUUUUGGGGGGGCUCCAGGGUACAGUUUUAAGUGUAUUGGUCCCUGAAAAGCACUCAUUCUAUUACAUUCCAAUACAGUUAUACAGGGCUCUACCACGUUGGUUGACAAAUACACAUUUCGAAGUCCACACCCUAUACAAGGAAUCGUGUUAUAUUUUAAGAGCUGUGAAUGCCAAGUCUUUAGCACAUUAAAAAUAUACUCUGCACUGAAAUUACCUUGCAUAGUCCAAAUACUGUGAUAUUUUAAAGGUGCAAGCCAUCUUCCUAUCGUAUACCAAUUUGUUUGUGCAGGCAGACACGACAACACCACAGCCUGCUAUUAGGCUGAACUGCAUUAGAAAAAAGCUCGCCAAGUUUUCUGAAUCAUAGCUAGCUACAAACGUAUUUGAUGACUUUUCAUAUUAUGAGAAGAGUCAAGAGGAAGAGGACAGUGUCAAGAAGGUGAUCUAUAUUAUCCCACUACGGAAUUGAUUAUAAUACAGGUUGCUCUACAUUGGUCGUUUCAUUCAGGUAACACAAACUGCAUAAUAAUCCAAACAGAGUGGACAAAUAAUUGGACAUGAGGACCACGAAAAGUAGAUAUACUGUGGACUUAGUGGGUAGAGUACAUACCAUAAAAUAAAUAUAUAUAUAAAAAAAAAUCACAUCUACAAACUGGUACAAGUUAUGGAAAGAGCACUACUACAACAAGUAGAUGCGGCUGCACCUGUGAAAUAUAACUUUUUAUAAACUGUAUGCACUAUGUACAGAGAGGGUAGGCGGAUUUGAUGGCUUGCAGAAGUGGAGGAGCUAAAGGAGGAACUUAGGUAAUUGUUUAUUGGAUAACAUGUAUGUCUCUUAUUUUCUUGUGAGGCAUCACUUUAAACACAGAAUAUACAGGAUUACCAGACAUCAUGCCUGAACCAAUAAACUUCUUUUCUACGGUG
Molecule: messenger RNA, 9026 nt
Organism: Pseudophryne corroboree (corroboree frog)
Lineage: Eukaryota; Metazoa; Chordata; Amphibia; Anura; Myobatrachidae
Gene: CACNA1D
Product: calcium voltage-gated channel subunit alpha1 D
Exons: 50
Coding region: 342-6884 (2180 amino acids)
Biological process (GO): calcium ion import across plasma membrane
Cellular component (GO): voltage-gated calcium channel complex; membrane
Molecular function (GO): high voltage-gated calcium channel activity
Source: RefSeq, a predicted model, not a curated record